AGUUCUGGGAGUUGAAGUCCCCACAUCUUGAAAGGUGCCGAGUUUGAAAAAAACUGGUUUCGAUCAUUCCCCCCCCCCCCCUUCUCGUGAAGAACUCUAGUCAGUGCCGGGGUCUCCAACCUUGGCAACUUUUAAGACUUGUGGACUUCAACUCCCAGAAUUCCUCAGCCAGCAAAGCCACACGCGUCUCAUUCUGCUUCCGGGUGUCCUUGAAAUUCAAGUCUCCGAAGCGACUGGUGUGCGACUCACGUGACGGAGUAAAUCCUCGUUUCCGGCGCCGAUUUUCGAACCGGAGCUGCUUGUCUCCCCCUCCGCUGCCACCGUUGAGUUGGUUGUUUGUGCCGUUGCUUUCUGUUUGGAGGUGUGAUGGGUGAGGGUUGUUUCCCCCCCCCCUUCUUCUAUGAGCACUUUUCGAGGAAAGCCUUUCCAAGACUUGCAGCAUAAUCCUAUGGGAGAUAAUGGAAAGGCCCUUAUUAUUGGACAGGUUCCAACACUGGGUGGAUUUGGCCCAAUUUAGGAAUUGUAUGUCCCACAAGUGUCUAUAAAUCCCCAAAUCCAGAUUAUUACAGAAAUGAGUCCCCCUGAGGCAGCAAAGAAGAGGAUUCUCCCAGCAUGGAUGAGCAAGAAGGCAGCUGAACCAGAAGAAUGGGCAAAAAUGAGGUCAAAGAGAAGAAAAAAGACAGCUUUAGCAAGGACUGAGACCAUGUAUUGUAUGAAUGAAGCAGAAUUGGUCGACAUGGCUCUUUGUAUUUUAGCUGAGAAUUGCAAGGCUAUAGAAGGUGAUGUGAUUUCUCAAGAGCAUCAACAGGAAUUGAGAGAGGGCCACCACCCAAGGACUGCUGUCAACAUUGCCAAGGAUCCUCCAGUACCAUCCACACCUCCAGCUGCUUUAAGUAGCAAUGAGGAAACCAAACUGGAGGAAGAUGAUGAUGCCUUAAAAUAUGUCAGGGAGAUUUUCUUUACAUAAUUUUAACAUUUAUAAGCAACAUAGCUUUUUAAAAUUAGAAUUAGAAUUCUUUUUAUUGGCCAAGUGUGAUUGGACAAACAAGGAAUUUGUCAUGGUGCAAAUGCUUUCAGUGUACAUAAAAGAAAAGAUACAUUUGUCAAUCCUGACAGUCCCUUUUGCUGUCGUUAAGUGAGGUCCUCACAACUUAGUUUUCAACAAAGUCACUGGGAAGUCCCAGGUAACUUGCAAACAGGCCAACAGGCUGCUGUGAUGUGAGUAUGGCAGGGUCAAGGUGACUUCUGUUGGAUGGCACAAGGCGCACAGGGGGCCUGGGUGCCAAGGACAGGGUGUUGUGAGCACAUGCUACAAAGUAUGAGAUUUCUGGCAGAAAAAGGCUUCAGGAAUGCAAAUGACUUGUAGGAGUGUUUUACAGCUUUCCUUGCUUUUACCACUUUCCCUGCUGGCUUCCUCAUUGGCUGCUUGUGGGAAGCUGGCAGGGGUGGUUGCAAAUGGUGAUCAUGUGACCCUGGGGUGCUUACAACCAUUGUAAGUGCAAGGUGGCUGCCAAGCACCGGAAAUGUGAUCAUAUGAUUAUGGAGGCAUUGUGGCAGCCAGAACUCUGAAGACCAGUUUUAAGUGCCCCUCUUUUUAGCACCAUCGCAACUUUGAAUACUAGCUGAUCAGUAAAUAAAAGUUCCCUAUAUUUUAAUUUAUGAUUAAACUCUUACAAUGCAAGAAUAAUAUGGUAAUAGGGAAAAAAGCUGCUAAAGUACUCAAGUACCCCAGAGACAUGCAUUUUUGGAUGAGGUUCUAUUAUUUGUCUUCAUUAAGUAGGUAUCUCUUCUCCACUAAUGUUCAGACCAUUUGACAAUUAGCUGGGUUAUGACUAAGAACCAAGAAAUUAUCUCAGUGCAUUUAUUACUCAUAUGGUAGCUUUAAACCACAGAUCUGGGACAUUUGUAUUAAUGUCUGUCAGACGGGGAAAGAUAUAAAAAUGCUAUAUAGAAAUUUUUUUCCUUGACAUGCUGCCAUGGUGGCACAGUGGUAAGAAUGCAGUACUUCAGGCUACUUCUGC
Messenger RNA from Notechis scutatus (mainland tiger snake), 2021 nucleotides. It is a transcript of the gene CYREN, whose product is annotated as cell cycle regulator of NHEJ. Gene Ontology annotation, biological process: double-strand break repair via nonhomologous end joining; negative regulation of double-strand break repair via nonhomologous end joining. NCBI's taxonomy places the organism in Eukaryota, Metazoa, Chordata, Lepidosauria, Squamata, Elapidae. The record is from RefSeq and is a predicted model, not a curated record. Gene Ontology annotation, cellular component: nucleus; cytoplasm.